AUGCCUCGGGGAGAGCAAAAAAGGGUCUUUUCCGAAAAUAUCAGGCGCGUGUCUCACCGGAAUCGCUUUCUCUCUUGUGCUCUUUCGGCCGCCAAGCACCGCACCAGAGCGCAAAAAAGGAAUUCCGAUAGAGAAUUCGUCGGGGGCCUUGAACUUAUCGCACAAGAGGCCGUGCCCACCGGAAUCUGUCAUCGGCUUUGUUCUCGACAUCGGUUUCCUUCAUCAUCUGCAUCGUCUCGCUCUUCUGUGUUUGCCUCUGCAUACUCAGAUCCGUGCAUCGUGCGAGCUCGUUCUCGGUACAAAGAGCAGCACACAAGGUUCACGCAGCCGGACUCGCCCAUUUCUCCUAACAAGCUUCGCCAACGCACGCAAGUGGAGGUCCCUUUGACCACCUCGCUGCGCAACAUACGGGUUGCCUUCCGUCCUCACACGGAAGCAAGCAUCCCUUCACCACUUGCACACCCGCUGCGCACUCGACACGCAUUUCGAAGCCAGCAGAAGCCGAUCCGCUUUCAUUCGCAGCGCACAGUCUUUCCUGCGUAG
This is a messenger RNA of Pseudozyma hubeiensis SY62, 543 nucleotides long. Its product is annotated as inositol oxygenase. The record is from RefSeq and is a predicted model, not a curated record. The coding region runs from base 1 to 543 and encodes 180 amino acids. The transcript has a single exon. Lineage: Eukaryota; Fungi; Basidiomycota; Ustilaginomycetes; Ustilaginales; Ustilaginaceae.